Molecule: messenger RNA, 1016 nt
Organism: Acyrthosiphon pisum (pea aphid)
Lineage: Eukaryota; Metazoa; Arthropoda; Insecta; Hemiptera; Aphididae
Exons: 2
Coding region: 147-947 (266 amino acids)
Source: RefSeq, a predicted model, not a curated record
CUACACUACAUAGCAACCACCAUCAAAAUACAGUUAAUUAAAACAUAUGUUGUAUUGAAUUUUAUUUCUAUAAAAUUAUAAAAAAUCCCGAUUCUACACAUAAUUAAAAAGUUUACUUGUACACUACAAAUAGAGAAUUUCAUAAAAUGGACCAGCGAACCAGAAAUAUUGGAGCGUGUUGCCGGGAUGAGUCCAAAAUUGUUAGAUGCGCGGUUACCGCAUUGGAGAAGAUGAGGGAUUACUUGUUCGAAACAUCUGUAUGUCAAGAUGCAGAAAAUUCGAGCACUCCAGGGGACUACGGUUGCGUGACCGACUGCAAGAAAUACACAACCCAGGAAUGUCCAUUUCGAGGAACCGGAAUGCCACCUAAUCUAAUGCGGACAUUCUGUGUGAAUAAGAAGAAGUUGGCGAUCGGCCGACUGGGUCCGAACAUGAUUCGACUUCUGCCCGGCCAGGUUGGAGUAGCCGGUGACCGUGCCACGUUCCACUUGGGUCACCUAGGCAGAAGAAAGACCUCUAUCGUCAAGACCACUACAACUGAGAACAAUGGCCAAUCGGUUGCGCCGACAGCCAUCGUUGUGGACCGACCGACUGCCACAAAGUACAUCAACACUCAACGCAAGAGGACAAUGCAAGUAUUGCCAGCGGUUCCGGUGUCCGCCAAUAAUCUGGCAGUCGGCCCAGUCACUGGGUUACCUGUGGACGACAAGGAGCAUGUUUUUGUUUUGCGGCUAUCCAAGGCGUACGAAAACCCCACCGACGUAGCCUGCUUGCAAGUUGAAAUGCGUCUGCCUAACCCCCCGCUGGAUAUAAAGCGCACGGAUGCCGAGACGCAGUUUUUGAAUGAUGACGUAACGACCACCGUCGUGACCACUGGUGGAAAGAAGAGAUCAAAAAAGGGUUCAAGAAAAGGAUCGAGAACAGCAUCAAAAAAGGGGAAAAAAUGAAGGCCCUGAUUUUAUAUGAUACCGUACACCACCAAAAGCACAAAUUAAAUGUGUUAUUGCACUAUUUUA